Messenger RNA from Monosiga brevicollis MX1, 3821 nucleotides. RefSeq lists its product as uncharacterized. Gene Ontology annotation, molecular function: ATP hydrolysis activity; ATP binding; ABC-type transporter activity. NCBI's taxonomy places the organism in Eukaryota, Choanoflagellata, Craspedida, Salpingoecidae. Bases 1 to 3798 code for a protein of 1265 amino acids. The record is from RefSeq and is a predicted model, not a curated record. Gene Ontology annotation, cellular component: membrane. The transcript has 10 exons. Gene Ontology annotation, biological process: transmembrane transport.
AUGCACCGCGUUUGCAGCAAUAUUAUCCAAGCUCUUCUUCACAUGGGUCACACCACUCAUGGUGUAUGGCUACGUGGUAUGUUUUUCACGAGGGUGCUUGUUCGUUCAACAUCGUUUCAGACGUGCCGUCAGCUCGAGUGGCUGGACCUGUUUCGUCUGCCCGGAACCCUCAAUACGGCCCAGCUCUGCGCCCAAUUUAGCGCACGCCUUCGGAACACUUAUGGGUGGCGAUUUUAUCCACUGGGAAUUUUGCGUUUCCUGGCGGACAUGUCCAAGUUUGUGGGCCCCAUCGUCUUGCAUGAUUUUUUGGAUUUGAUUGAGAGUCCAACGGGAGACACGCAUAAAGCCUUCCUCUAUGCAGGCAUCAUGUGUGUGGCUUUUGGCGUCGGCGCGCUGUGCGAUGUGCAUUACAAUCUGCGGGUAUCCAAAGUUCAAGUGGCAGUCGGUGCAGCCGUCAUGUCCUCCGUGUUUGGCAAGGCCCUAAAGGAAUUCGGCACCACCGGUGCCGUCAUGAACCUAAUGUCCACAGAUUGUGACCGCAUCAUCAAUUUUUGCAACAGCUUUCACGCUUUCUGGAGCCUGCCGUGUCAAAUUGCCCUCGCUCUUUACCUUCUUUAUCGACAGGUGGGCCUAGCCUUUGUCGCAGGCUUGGCGUUUGCCAUUUUGAUGAUUCCAUUCAACAAGUACAUCAUGGAUCGCGUGGGUGUGUUAAGCAAGGAAAUGAUGACGCACAAGGAUGCACGCGUGGCCUUGAUGAAUGAGAUUUUGGCUGGGAUUCGCGUGGUCAAGGCUUUUGCUUGGGAAGACUCUUUUAUUGCUCGCAUCGAUGCUGUCCGCGCCCUCGAGCUCAAAGCAUUGAAGGGUCGAAAGUACCUUGAUGCCGUUUGCGUCUAUCUCUGGGCCACCACUCCGAUUUUGAUUUCCAUUCUGACUUUUACCACCUAUGUGCUCUUGGGUCAUGAGCUGACCGCGGCCAAGGUCUUCACGAGCUUGUCAUUGUUCAACAUUCUGAUUGGUCCGCUCAAUGCCUUUCCUUGGGUCCUAAAUGGGCUCAUGGAAGCAUACGUCUCACUCAAGCGCGUCGAGCUUUUUGUGCGCCUGCCGCUCGUCGAGUCAGCCCAUGACACUCGGACGGGGCUGGGCGUGCUGGCUCCUGCCGAGCCUGGCCAAGGGUCCCGUCCACCUCGACCUCAUCUGCGUUUGACCAAUGCCACCUUCAAGUGGGCCCCUCACGAUGCAUACGCGCUGCGCGUGCCAUUGUUCGAGGUGCAGCCAGGGGAGCUAGUGGUCAUCACUGGGGCUACAGGCGGCGGCAAAACAGCCUUACUCCAUGCUCUGAUGCGCGAGAUGCCCUGUACACAGGGUGAGCGUGAGUACACGCUUGCGCUGUUGGACACAGGUCUCGCGUACGCCAGUCAGCAGGCUUGGAUCAGUCAUGGCACGUUGCGAGACAACAUUCUGUGCCUGCAGGAAUACGAGCCCGAACGUUACGCCCAGGUGGUACAGGCUUGCUGUUUGCUCAAGGACUUUGAGCAGAUGCCGCGCGGUGACUUGACUGAGGUGGGCAGCGAGGGUCACAGCUUGAGUGGCGGACAAAAGGCUCGAGUGGGCCUUGCUCGUGCAGCCUACCAGCGACGCUCAUUGUACCUGCUUGAUGACCCCUUGGCGGCACUGGAUCCCGCUGUGGCAAGUGAGGUGCUGGAGCGCUGCAUCUUGGGACGCCUUCGAGAGCAUGGCUGCGUGUUGUGCACGCACAGCGAGGCUGCCAUGGCAGCAGCCGACCGUCUCUUUGUGUCAGGAGCUGACAACAGCGCCGACGAUGCCCACCUUCCAGAUACCAGGUCGGCCACCAGUCCAACGGCGGCAGAUGAGGGCCAGGGAGCGGAGCUGACGGGCACAGGCAAGCUGCUUGAGGAGGAAAAACGUCUGCUGGGCACCGUUGCGCUGGUCGUGUACGGCAAGUACUGGCAGGCGAUCGGGACUUUUUUGGGCGUGACAGUGUUACUGGCCAUGCUGUUUAUGCAGUCAUCACGCAACCUGGCUGAUUGGUGGCUCUCGGUCUGGGUUUCGCGGGCCCAUACCGCGUCCAACAGCACCCAAGGGACCAACGUCUCGCUGUCACUACCUGGUCAAGCUGCAAACGCGAGUACUGCAGCCACGGACAUGACCUUUUAUCUAGGCAUUUAUGGGGGCAUUUCUGGUGCCAACACACUGUUCACGCUGUGGCGAGCAUUUGCGUUUGCGUAUGCUGGUGUCGUGGCGGCGCGGGUGCUACACUCACGCAUGCUGCGCCGCGUGCUGGGGGCACGGGUGCGGUUCUUUGACACGAAUCCAUUGGGUCGCUUGGUCAAUCGCUUCAGCAGUGAUGUUUACGGCGUGGAUGAUUCGCUGCCAUUUAUGCUGAACAUCUUGCUGGCGCAAUUGUUUUCGGCGGUUGGAACCCUGGUGGUCAUGUGUUUUAGUGAGCCAUACAUGUUGCUGGUGUUGCUGCCGUUGGCGGGUAUGUAUUACACGGUGCAAAAGUACUAUCGACAAACGUCGCGGGAGAUUAAGCGCCUCAACUCCAUGUCACGCAGCCCCAUUUAUGCACACUUUGAGGAGUCGCUCAAGGGGUGCACGACGAUUCGAGCGCUACAGCUGCGGCCUGCGGUGACGGACGUAGCUGUGCGCAACAUGGAAAGCUAUCAGGUUGCCUCUUAUAAUGAGGCAGCCAUUUCAUGCUGGUUGUCAAUGCUUUUGCAGACGCUGGGAUUGGCUAUUUUGGCCGGCAUUGCUUUUUUGGCCGCCGCGCGCCAUCAAUUUGGUACAGCCGACGCAGGGCUGGUGGGGCUGGGGAUCUCGUAUAGCUUUAGCAUUACCGGCAUCCUGCAAGGCCUGGUAUCUGCGUUCACCGAGACGGAGAAGGAAAUGAUUGCCGUCGAACGAGUUACCGAGUAUGACGAUGUAGUAGCGGAGAGGCUUGGGCCCCAGGCUGUGACAGGUGCUGGCUCAGUUGGAACAACCAAGGUCCCGCAUGGGCGGCCGGAAUCGAAGCAGCUGCCGUCACCAGCUUGGCCCGAGGCCGGAAGCUUGGAGUUCCGAGGUGUUUGUUUACGAUAUGCACCCAACCUGGCACUCAGUUUGCGCGAUGUGAGCUUUGUGGUGCCGGCUGGGGCCAAGGUGGGCAUCUGUGGGCGCACGGGUGCGGGUAAGAGCUCACUCUUUCAGGUUUUGCUGCGCAUGACGGAGAUUGAGGCUGGUCGCGUUCUGGUGGAUGGGGUGAACAUCAGUGGAGUGCCGCUGCGGGUGUUGCGGCGCCGGGUGGCCACCAUCCCACAAGACCCGGUAUUGUUCACGGGCACAGUGCGCAGCAAUCUGGACCCCUUUGGUGAGUUUGAUGACGCAGCACUGUGGCUGGCAUUGGAACAGUGUCACUUGCUGGCGUAUGUGCGAGGCCUGCGACGGGGGCUCGAGGCUCGGGUUGAGGAAAACGGGCGCAACUUUAGCGUGGGGAUGCGCCAGUUGCUGUGCCUAGGCCGGGCCUUGCUGCGCCGUUGCAAGGUGGUCUGCAUCGAUGAGGCCACAGCGAGCGUGGAUCAGGCGACCGACCAGCUGGUACAGGGCACGAUUCGAAGUGCCUUUGCAAGUGCGACGGUGCUCACAGUGGCCCAUCGCCUAUCAACGAUUCUGGAUUCGGACCUGAUUCUGGUGUUGGAGGAUGGUCGCGUGUUGGAGGCGGGCUCCCCCAGCGAGCUGCGCUCGCGCUCGGGAGGGCGUUUUGCCCAGCUCUUGGCCCAUCACGACGGCCCGGCGAGCUAGCUUGUCAAUCUCACUGGCUUUGC